Molecule: messenger RNA, 2072 nt
Organism: Scaptodrosophila lebanonensis
Lineage: Eukaryota; Metazoa; Arthropoda; Insecta; Diptera; Drosophilidae
Gene: loqs
Product: interferon-inducible double-stranded RNA-dependent protein kinase activator A homolog
Exons: 5
Coding region: 177-1583 (468 amino acids)
Source: RefSeq, a predicted model, not a curated record
GCUGAAUAUAGGAACCCACAUUUCGUGUGUGUCAGGAUUUUGCUGUAUUUUUUAUUUAAAAAUGAAUUAUUAAUUCUCAAUUAAUAAAUUAUUAUUAAAUAAAAAACAGUUAAAAACCGAAAAAAUUCGAUACAUACAACAACUACCGUAACCAACCGACAGGAAACUAUUGAACCAUGGAUCAGGAAAACUAUCAUGGGCUGCAACAGUCGCAUUUGCAACAUCAGCAACUACAGCAGCAUCAGCCACAACAGCUGCACCAUAACCAGCAUCAAAUGCCACAACCACAGCAUCAUCAGCCCGUACCGAUGCAGUUGCAGGCCGGUUUUGCACCACGUCGUCAAUAUGAGAAUUUGACCUGCACGGCAGCAGCCAUGGCUGCUGUUAAUAUGGCAAAUGGCGGUAGUUCCGCUUCGGAGUCUGGCAAAACAGGAAUGCUACAAAGGGCGGGCAAAGGAAAGAGGGAGAAGAUCUUGCCCAUGCAGAUGCCACAUCAGAUGGCAGAUAUAAACACGGCCAGCUCAAGCCAUGUGCCGGUUGAAGAGUCUUUGAAACUGGUAGGCGAGGCGGACACCAGUGGGCUGGCCACAAAGACACCCGUCUCAAUACUUCAGGAACUCUUGAGUCGUCGCGGCAUCACCCCGGGCUAUGAGCUGGUACAAAUCGAGGGCGCCAUACAUGAGCCAACUUUUCGUUUUCGCGUCUCCUUUAAGGACAAAGAUACUCCAUUUACCGCCAUGGGUGCUGGCCGAUCCAAAAAGGAAGCCAAACACGCAGCCGCACGCGCCUUGAUUGACAAGUUGAUUGGUGUCCAGUUGCCCGAGAUGCAGGGCACCGCCACUGCAGCAUCUGUGGCUGGCAGCUCAAGCGCAGGCAGUGGUGGCGAUGGCAGUGCCAAUAUGCAGAGUAGUGGCGAUGACAAAAUUGUUGGCAAUCCUAUUGGCUGGCUGCAGGAGAUGUGCAUGCAACGCCGCUGGCCUCCACCAUCCUAUGAGACGGAAACCGAAGUCGGUUUACCACACGAGCGCCUCUUCACCAUUGCGUGCACCAUUGUUAAUAAUAGGGAGGUUGGAAAAGGAAAAAGCAAGAAGAUUGCUAAGCGUUUGGCGGCCCACAAGAUGUGGACUCGUCUUCAAGAGACACCCAUAGAUGCGGCCAAAAUCAACGAUUCCAUUUGUACAGAAUUGGAAGGCGAUGCCCGCAUUAACGAUAUUUACUAUGGUGAUUUGAAAGAUAUCACUGUGCCGACUCUGACCACGCAGCACAGUAAUAAAGUCUCACAAUUCCAUAAGGCAUUGAAAAAUGCUACGGGCAAAAAACUUCUAAAGCUACAGAAGACGUGCCUCAGAAGCCCGAAGAUUGAUUUUAUCAAACUGCUGAGCGAGAUCGCAGUGGAGAAUCAGUUCGAAGUCACAUAUGUGGACAUUGAGGAGAAGACCUACACCGGCCAGUAUCAAUGCUUGGUGCAGCUCUCCACAUUGCCCGUGGGAGUGUGCCAUGGCACUGGAGCAACCACAGCGGACGCUCAGCGGCAUGCGGCACAGAGCGCUUUAGAGUAUCUAAAGAUCAUGACCAAGAAGUAGCUCCAAACUAAAUAGCAAAAUCUGAACGCACACGAUGAAGAUGGUCCUAAUUGAAUAAUAACUAAAAAUACAAUCACAAACCACAAUAACAACCACAAUCUCAAUUGAAAUAUCAGCUGGAAUGAACGAAGUUGUUCCGUCAGAAGGAGCACUCCAGAAUUAAAGUCAUGCAUAUAUAUUUUUUUAUAAUUAUUUUUUAAUUUUAAAUGAUAAAGAACUCAUCACUAGACAUGACCUGUACAUGUCAUAUCGGUUUGUUUUGUGCUACCAUAAAAGUAUUUAUCCGACAAUUAAUUUAAACUUAAAGAGACAACAGAAAAGAGUAUGGGAAUUAAGAAGUCAAAUUUUAAAUUCAAAUUAUUAUUUCUUUAUAAUGUAAAACUAGUAUAUGUAUGUACACGACAAGAAAACUGUACACUCGGCAAAAGUCACUAUGUAUAAGUAUUAUUGAAUGAGAAAUUUAUUGAAUAAAAAAUUAAAAAUUCGGAA